CGACAGAAGAGCCAUUUGCCCCCCAAGAAUAGCCUCUCCUCUUCUCUGGAGCCGCCAUUGGGUUAGAGAGAGCGUGAGAUUUUUACUUACUGGGAUUACUCAAUUCUGUAUGUUCUUGCUUAAGUAGUGUUUGAUUUAUAAAGAUGUCGAGUAAGAAAGAAGAGAAAGCUCAGGUUGCAGCUGAUAGAAUCAAGGCUGCUGCCAUGACUGCUGCAAAAGGUCUUAGUCGGGCUCAGGCGGAACGAGCAGCUGCUGCAGCAGCUAGGAAUGUUAAUGCUUAUGGGCAGAAGGAAGAAGGGCCAAGUAGAUGGCAGGAGAAGAGAGAAGCCAAGAGACAGAUGUACUUGAUGAGUACUGAGAAGGCUGUGAGAUUGGGUGAGCGAAAGGAUCUCAAGACUAGUGUGUCUACUGUUGGUGGUGCGUCUUCACAAUGCCAAAAGUGUUUUCAACCCGGGCAUUGGACGUAUGAGUGCAAGAACGAACGAGUGUACAUCUCACGUCCAUCUCGGACUCAGCAGCUGAAGAACCCAAAAUUGAAGAUGAAGGUGUCGGUUCCAGAAGAUUUGGAUAACCCAGAUGUUAAAGAGGAGGAAGAGGAGAAAGAGAAGAGCAAAAAGAAAUCUAAGAAAAGCAAAAGGAAGCACCGUUCUGAUUCUGAGUCUGGUAGUGAUAGCGAGGCUUCGGUUUUCGAGACUGAUAGUGAGUCACCAUCAGGGACAGGUUCUGAUUCUUCUUCAGACGAGAGUAGUACCGAUUAUAGCUCCUCCUCUGAUUCAGAAGAGGAGAGGAGGAGGCGGAAGAAGAAGAAGCAAAAGAGGGGGAGACGUAGAAGGUACAACUCGUCAUCUUCAUCCGAUUCUGACUCGGCAUCAGAUUCUGAUUCUGAUGAUAGGCGCAGCAAGAGGAAGAGCAGGAGGCACAGCAGAAAGCGUUAACUGGGAUAGUCAAAGAAAGACAACCAAAGCAAGAAGACAAGAACAGGGAGGAGGCAUGUAAUUAUUUUAGGUUCUUGUUGCAUUACAUAUUGACCUAAUAAUAUAAUCUUAGAUGCUCCCAAUGUUUGCAGUAGUUGACUUUAUUCAUGUGUACUUUAGUGGGGUAUCAUGAGAUGAGUGCUAAUUAAGUAAAUGAAGUUACUGUGGUUGUAUUUCCAUUAGGCUUUUCAUUCUGUUUUUGACUUCUAUAUGAGGAUGUAAUGAGUUUUCUUCGGUUGAUUUUUA
Messenger RNA from Humulus lupulus (European hop), 1220 nucleotides. RefSeq lists its product as uncharacterized. The coding region runs from base 144 to 935 and encodes 263 amino acids. Gene Ontology annotation, molecular function: nucleic acid binding; zinc ion binding. The record is from RefSeq and is a predicted model, not a curated record. Lineage: Eukaryota; Viridiplantae; Streptophyta; Magnoliopsida; Rosales; Cannabaceae. The transcript is spliced from 2 exons.